Colletotrichum truncatum is the source of this 504-nucleotide messenger RNA. RefSeq lists its product as uncharacterized. Gene Ontology annotation, molecular function: nucleic acid binding; zinc ion binding. NCBI's taxonomy places the organism in Eukaryota, Fungi, Ascomycota, Sordariomycetes, Glomerellales, Glomerellaceae. The record is from RefSeq and is a predicted model, not a curated record.
AUGCCUCCGCGGCAUCAGACUUUGCCACCGGCGCAGACUUCCUCUGCUCGCGAAGCUCUUCAGUCCUUCUAUUGCAGCUUGUGCUCCAAAGGCUACUCCCGCAUGAAUGAUUACGAGGCACAUCUCAGCAGCUAUGAUCAUAGCCACAAGCAACGUCUCAAGGAUAUGAAGGCCAUGGUGCGCGAUUCUAACGCUGGCGCCCGGGCCAGAAAAGCCGAGGCAAAGGCCGAUGGACUUGUCAGUAUCAAACUCGCCUCGACAGAUCAAUCGCAACAGCCUACCAGUACAGGUGGCUUUAAGAAGGGGGGUUUCAAGAAAUCAGGCUUCAAAUCAGCCUUUACAACUCCUGACUCACUUACCGGGCCGGAUGUCACAAAGUCGAAAGCCGGUGAAGCUCUCGAAGCCGACAGGUUCGCUGCCACUCAAGGACGAGGUGGUGAGGUGGAAAGCGAUACGGAUGACGAGGGCUACGAAGUCUACGACCCAAGGCACCCCACAUGCUGA